Hypanus sabinus (Atlantic stingray) is the source of this 677-nucleotide messenger RNA. Its product is annotated as histone H2B 1/2-like. The coding region runs from base 208 to 582 and encodes 124 amino acids. The transcript has a single exon. Gene Ontology annotation, molecular function: DNA binding; protein heterodimerization activity; structural constituent of chromatin. The record is from RefSeq and is a predicted model, not a curated record. NCBI's taxonomy places the organism in Eukaryota, Metazoa, Chordata, Chondrichthyes, Myliobatiformes, Dasyatidae. Gene Ontology annotation, cellular component: nucleosome.
CCUCCCGCAUUAAACGACAGCGGUAACCGACACUCAUUGGCGCCGCUUCCCAUCCCCCAGCGUUCCGAUUGGUGAUUCCUUUCUCCAAACAGCCAAUGGGAAUGCUCAGCAAUCCAAUCCUCAUUAACAUACCACUUUAGGCGCUGCCUAUUUAAUCCGCGCUCCGGACAGCUUCUGCUUAUUAUUGUGUUUGAAACCGACGAGGAAAUGCCUGAUGCACCGAAACCCGCUCCCAAGAAGGGCGCCAAGAAAGCUCUGUCCAAACCGGCGAGCAAGUCUGGCAAGAAGCGCAAGAGGACGAGGAAGGAGAGUUACGCCAUCUACAUCUACAAAGUGAUGAAGCAGGUUCAUCCCGACACCGGCAUCUCCUCCAAGGCUAUGAGCAUCAUGAAUUCAUUCGUGAACGAUAUUUUCGAGCGCAUCGCGGGUGAGGCUUCCCGCCUGGCCCAUUACAACAAGCGGUCCACCAUCAGCUCCCGGGAGAUCCAGACCGCCGUGCGCCUGCUGCUGCCCGGGGAGCUGGCCAAGCACGCCGUGUCCGAAGGGACAAAGGCGGUGACCAAGUACACCAGCUCCAAGUAAAGCUGUCCAGUGAGAUGAUCGAAAACACAACGGCUCUUUUAAGAGCCACUCACAAUUUCAGUGGAAGAGUUGUACUAGCUUUUCGGUAAUAAAUU